Molecule: messenger RNA, 1883 nt
Organism: Papaver somniferum (opium poppy)
Lineage: Eukaryota; Viridiplantae; Streptophyta; Magnoliopsida; Ranunculales; Papaveraceae
Product: cyclin-dependent kinase D-1-like
Exons: 6
Coding region: 200-1411 (403 amino acids)
Biological process (GO): positive regulation of transcription by RNA polymerase II; protein phosphorylation
Cellular component (GO): transcription factor TFIIH holo complex; transcription factor TFIIK complex; cytoplasm
Molecular function (GO): RNA polymerase II CTD heptapeptide repeat kinase activity; ATP binding; cyclin-dependent protein serine/threonine kinase activity
Source: RefSeq, a predicted model, not a curated record
ACGGCAUUGUCCCCUACCUUUAUUUCCUCUGUAAUUGUAAACAUUACUCCGCUGCUGUGAGUAACUUCCCUCCUCUUUUGCCCAAAGCUUCAUUCGUCGGAGCUUCAAGAAAGCCAUGCCACAUAAUCCAUCUCUACGGUUUCAGAAUUGAAACCCUCCCUCUUAAUUUUAUCAAAUUCUCACCAUAAUUUCUCACAGAAUGUCUGAAGUCGAUCAGUUAUUAUCAAAAAGACCCGCAGAUCGAUACAUCAAAGGAGUCCAGCUUGGUGAAGGUACUUAUGGAGUUGUCAACAAAGCUAUCGAUUCCAAAACAGGGCAAGUAGUUGCUAUAAAGAAAAUUCGAUUAGGAGCACAGAAAGAAGGGGUGAAUUUUACAGCGUUAAGAGAAAUUAAACUGUUGAAAGAGUUAAAAGACCAGAAUAUAAUUGAAUUGAUUGAUGCAUUCCCUCAUAAGGAUAAUUUACAUCUUGUGUUUGAGUUUAUGGAGAGUGAUCUUGAAGCUGUUAUUCGUGAUAGAAAUAUUGUUCUUUCUCCUGGUGAUGUCAAAUCAUUCAUACAGAUGACAUUGAAAGGGCUUGCGUUUUGUCAUAAGAAGUGGGUUUUACAUAGAGAUAUGAAGCCUAAUAAUUUAUUGAUUGGAGCUGAUGGGCAGUUGAAGCUUGCUGAUUUUGGUUUAGCGCGGUUAUUUGGGAGCCCUGGUCGCAAAUUCACUCAUCAGGUCUUUGCUCGAUGGUACAGAGCACCUGAACUGUUGUUUGGUACAAAGCAAUAUGGGUCGGCUGUGGAUGUAUGGGCUGCUGCUUGCAUCUUUGCUGAGCUUCUCCUUCGACGACCUUUUCUACAGGGUUCUAGUGAUAUAGAUCAACUAGGAAAGAUAUUUGCAGCUUUUGGAACUCCAAAGACAGCCCAGUGGCCUGACAUGCUUUAUCUUCCUGAUUACGUGGAGUAUCAAUUUGUUCCCGCACCCCCACUUCGCUCAUUGUUCCCAAUGGCUAGUGAUGAUUGUUUAGAUCUAUUGUCAAAAAUGUUCACCUACGAUCCAAAUGUAAGAAUCACUGCAGAGCAGGCGUUGGAACACAGGUAUUUUUCGUCUGUACCUGCACCGACAAAACCAGCUCAGCUUCCCCGACCUCCCCCUAAAGGAGACAAACUUUCAGAUGGCAAUCAACCAAAGGAAGCUCCUACUGUUAUGUCUCCAGCAAGAAAAAGAUUAAAGGCUCAAUGUGACGGACUUAGUAUGGUUGAUGAUCAUGUACAUGACAGACAAACAACUGGUGGGAACACAGGAAAGAGUGAGACUAUACCUAUGUCAGUAGACUUUUCUGCGUUUGGAUCGAGACCUCCGCCCAGACCUACACUUAACAGUGCUGAUAGAUCACAUCUGAAAAGAAAAUUGGAUCUUGAUUUCUAACCCAAGAAAUAGUAACAGCCUAAAUUCAGUUCUUAAAGCCAUGAUGCUUAACCCUGGCUACUCAUCUAUGAUUUACGCAAUGAUUUUACUAGUUCUCUGGGGCACCAACAGAAAACAAUGAUGCAUCCUGGAGUGGAGAAUGACGUCAGGGAGGUCGUAAAAAUAGCAUUCUUUUUGUUCAAUUUUUUUUGUUACCCCAGAGAAAUCUGUACACUAUAGCCUGCUAAAUAAUAAGAAGACUUGAAACUGAGUCAAUUCAAUUGGGGGGAAUCGUUGGUUUUCAGUAGGGUGUGGUUUUUUGUUUUGGUUGUGUGAUAACGAAACCCAGUUUUGUUUCUUGUAGAAUCUGGGAUCUCUGGAACAGAAUCUGCUAAGAUUAGCUUCGGCUGUACAACAUAAUUAUAUGAGCAUUUUUUUCCUCUGUAUUGAUUUUUACUAAUGAAGAGUUAUUUUAUUAUAAUAUUCUAUCAAA